This is a messenger RNA of Triticum dicoccoides, 1215 nucleotides long. RefSeq lists its product as uncharacterized. The coding region runs from base 45 to 992 and encodes 315 amino acids. NCBI's taxonomy places the organism in Eukaryota, Viridiplantae, Streptophyta, Magnoliopsida, Poales, Poaceae. The transcript has 4 exons. The record is from RefSeq and is a predicted model, not a curated record.
CAUCCUCGUCCAGUCGACCCGACCAGUCCGCCGGAACGGAGCUGAUGGGCCUCAAAGCCGCCGUCUUUCUCUCCGUCCCCGCCGCCGUCACGCCGCUACCUACUACACUCCACCGCCACCACCUCCCCCCCUCCUCCUACUCCUCCUCCAGGGGCAGCAGCGCGUCCGCCUCCCGGAUUUCAGCAGCGGUCAUGGCCACGGCGGUGCAGCCGGCGGUGGUGGUGGGCGGCGGCCGGGUGGGCCAGGCGCUGCUCUCCAUGGGCCCCUCCUCCGGGGACCUACUCCUCCGCCGCGGCGAGGCGCUCCCGCCCGCCGCGCCGGCCGGGCCCAUCCUGGUCUGCACCCGCAACGACGACCUCGACGGCGUGCUGGACGCCACCCCCAAAUCCCGGUGGCCCGACCUGGUCUUCUUCCAGAACGGGAUGCUGGACCCGUGGCUGGAGAGCAAGGGCCUCGCCGGCGCCAACCAGGUGCUCGCCUACUUCGCCGUCUCCAAGCUCGGCGAGCCCCCCGUCGACGGCAUCACCGACGCCAACCCGGAGGGCCUCACCGCCGCCUUGGGCAACUGGGCACCCGCCGUCGCCGCCCGCCUCCAGAACGGAGGCCUCACCUGCAAGGUGCUUGACAAGGACGCCUUCGAGAAGCAAAUGCUGGAGAAGCUCAUCUGGAUUUCAGCCUUCAUGCUCGUCGGAGCUCGCCAUCCAGGGGCCACUGUUGGCGCGGUCGAAAACGAAUACCGAUCCGAGGUAUCCAGCCUCAUUGCUGAACUAGCAUCUGCCGCGGCUGCGGAGCGGGGGCUUUCUUUCGACGACGGCAUGGAAGAGAGGCUCUGCGCCUACUCCAGAGCCGUGGCGCACUUCCCGACCGCUGUCAAAGAGUUCAAGUGGAGGAACGGUUGGUUCUACUCGCUCACCGAGAAGGCCCUCGCGCAAGGGAAGCCUGAUCCAUGCCCGCUCCACACAGCUUGGCUCAAGGAGAUUAAGGUCAUAUAGACAAGGGUUUUUGUUUCAUGUGCAAACAACACGAUGCGGUCUCGGGUUAAAUCUUGAAGCAGUAUUUUAAGUGUUUAACCGUUGAUGUUGUGUAUAGACUAUAGAGUAUAGAGAACUCUCUGCGCAUAUAUCCUCCAUGUACGCCUAUCGAUCGAAAAUAACCUUAUGUAUGUAUGGGAAACACAAGUGCUGUGUAAUUUAUAUUAUUGGCAGCAAGCUUUUA